UUUCUUCUUGUUCUUGGCUCGGACUUUUGCAUCAUUUUUUCCUCAACGUCUCCAACAAUUCGGAAAGUGUUUCUAAGUACUCUAUUGUGUUGGGCAAGAUCUUUUUAUGCAACUUGACAGCAAGAUUUGGUGGAACAGCACACAGCUCCUGACAUGUUGAUAAAGAUAUUCUUGAAAUAUGAUGAGUUUGGAUUUUUCUUUUUGUUUCAUCGUUUCCUCACUCCUUCUCUUCUUCAGUUUUGAGAUAGUCUUACAGAGGCUCUCCAAUGGGUUUAAUGAAAGAUAUGAUAAGGACUUCACUGGGUUUUAUGAUGAGUUGCAAAUGCCUGGUUGGCAUCACAAUCAUUUACGAGGCAGUGUCCCGUCUUUGGGAACGCUGAGGGGUGUCUCUUUGGUACGAGUCCAGUGUUAAUAUCAGAAUGAAUACACGAAGUUAUGCCUCCAAGAAUGGCUUCCUUAUUC
This is a messenger RNA of Fusarium oxysporum Fo47, 462 nucleotides long. RefSeq lists its product as uncharacterized. The record is from RefSeq and is a predicted model, not a curated record. Lineage: Eukaryota; Fungi; Ascomycota; Sordariomycetes; Hypocreales; Nectriaceae. The coding region runs from base 179 to 412 and encodes 77 amino acids. The transcript has a single exon.